This is a messenger RNA of Cyphellophora attinorum, 1578 nucleotides long. RefSeq names its product Polyamine oxidase. NCBI's taxonomy places the organism in Eukaryota, Fungi, Ascomycota, Eurotiomycetes, Chaetothyriales, Cyphellophoraceae. The coding region runs from base 1 to 1578 and encodes 525 amino acids. Gene Ontology annotation, molecular function: oxidoreductase activity. The record is from RefSeq and is a predicted model, not a curated record. The transcript is spliced from 3 exons.
AUGCUCAGCCUAAGAAUCACUGCCGUGCUGAAAGCACUACUUCUCCUCACCACCGCUGCCACCAGCACACCAUUCCACCCCAAACGCCAAGACACCAACAGCACUCAAUGCCGUAAAACCCAAGUCCUCGUCCUCGGCGGCGGCACCCUUGCAAACGCCUCCCUCACUGACUUCGUCAUCAUCGAAUACAACAAUGACCUCGGCGGCCGAGUCGCCCACACCACCUUCGGCAAGCAACCCAACAGCAGCGAACCAUAUGUCAUCGAACUCGGUGCCAACUGGGUUCAAGGUAUUGAGAACGCCGAGACGGGCGCGGUGAAUCCUAUCUGGUUGUUGGCGCAGAAGUAUGGGUUGAACAACACGUAUUCUAAUUAUUCGAGCAUUGAGACGUUCACGCAGGAUGGGCCGGCGGAUUAUGCGGACUUGAUUGAUGAUGUCGAGGACGGGUGGACUGUGAUGGAGCAGAACGUUGGGGAAUUCAUUACGCAGAACAUUCAGGACUACAGCGUGCGAAGUGGCUUCAGCCUGGGCGGUUGGAAGCCGGGCAAGGAUGCGGAGCGGCAGGCAGUGGAGUGGUGGACGUGGGACUGGGAGUAUGCGUGGCAGCCAGAAGUGUCGUCUGCGCAAUUCGGAGUUGUCAACUACAACACUACCUUCUAUCAGUGGAGUGAUGAGAACAACUUUGUAUGGGAUUCGAGGGGCUUCAAUACUAUUGUGAAGGGUGAGGCCGCGGAGUUCCUGGAGAACUGCACUGCCGACUACAACUGCAGUGGCGACAGCAGAUUGAUGCUCAACACGAUUGUCACCAAUAUCUCGUGGUCGGAUGAGGGCGUUAUCGCUCUCAAUGAGGACGGGAGCUGCGUCGAGGCGGACUUCGCUAUCAUGACGUUCAGUCUGGGAGUUUUGCAGAACGAGGUUGUCACGUUCGAUCCCGAGCUGCCAGACUGGAAGCUCCGCUCGAUCUAUACUUUUCAGAUGGGGACUUACACCAAGAUCUUCCUGCAGUUUCCACCUGACGAGGUGUUCUGGGACACGGACACACAAGAGGGGAUACUACCGGUGUUCCAGUCACUCGAUGGACCAGGGUUCCUCGAAGGCAGCGGCAUCCUCUUCGUGACUGUGGUGCAAGAUCAGAGCUACACGGUCGAAGCACAGAACUCCACCGUGACUCAGGAGGAAGUCAUGGCCGUAUUGCGCAGCAUGUACGGCGACGACAUCCCAGAACCCACGGACGUAUUAUACCCGAGCUGGUCAUUAGAGCCAUGGACGUUUGGCUCAUAUUCGAAUUGGCCAGCUGGCACAUCCUUGGAAGGACACCAAAACCUCCGGAGCAACUUGGGCCGUCUGUAUUUUGCAGGUGAAGCGACCAGCCAAGAGUACUACGGCUUCCUUCAUGGAGCAUGGUAUGAGGGACAAGCAGCUGCUGAGACGAUUAUCGCAUGCCUGAACGGUACCUCGACGGAUUGUCCAGGUUAUGCGAGAUAUGAGGUCUUGACGGGUACAACGCCGCCAGACAUGUACAAUGAGACGAAUGGAUGGAUGGUGACGUCGUUUCAGGGCUAUCCACCCGACGAGUAG